AGCCACAUUCGCUGCCCAGAACUCGCCCCGACAAGAACAUACCUCGACCAAGGCGCGCCUCCAUGAGAAACUUUCGCGAAGAACUAACCAAGAACAUGGGAGAAACGUCGAACUAGAAAACCAAAUAAAUGUUGUUUUUGGCACAUAUUGUGAUAGAAAAAGUGAUGGAAAAUUGAGUGAUAAAAAACCAAGCAAAGAAAAUCUCAAUCAAUUCAAACGCUGCCAAAAGUAACAACAAAGUAAAACGGAACCGUGGUGGUGAACAGCUGUUGUACUCUCUCCCUCAAUUCAGCAGAAAACGUGUCUCGUUCUCUCUCUUUGUCGAGCAAUUCAGCAAACGCGCUCUCCGCCAUUCAGCACGCCGCCGUGCUUCGACAGAGUGCCAUGCUUAAUCAGAGUCACUAUGCUCGGGCUGGUCAACGCGUUCGGACGUAAUUUCUCUAGAAACUAAACACUGAAAGCCGCUACGGAAACGGGAACCGAACCAGAGAAAGAACUGUAAGCCAGCCAACAGCAAAGCAGAACACUGAGCGCGACAAAAGACUGACAAAAGAAAAAAACAAAUAAAAGCCGCAGCUAAAAAUAGUAACACUUUAAGCGCUGCAUUUAAACAAAAACCUAAACCAAGACUGAUUAAAACGCUAAAUAUACAACAAAAUACAAUAAACGAAACAAAGUUAAACAAAGUAAAAGUAAAAUAAAAUACGAAUACGAAUACGGGUUCUGAUAAAAAGCAGCAACAAUUCCGAACGGAAUAAUCUGCAAAUGGAUUAAGGUUCCUCCUCUUACACACACACACACGCGAGAAAAUCACACACUCAACACACACUCACGGAUUACCUGCAGCCACAACAGCCGUUAGCCGCGCGCUCUCUUUUUUGGAUUACCAGUGCCAAUACAAAGAAUAAGAAAAGCAAAAGAAAAAGAAAUCUAAUAAAAGAAAGAAAAAAGUGUCUUGAAAUUUUUUCACAAGUGAAAAGCAAGCAGAAAGAAUAAUCACAAAAAUGCAAUAAAAGAAAAGAAUAAAACUUAAAUUAUAACUGUGUUAACGAAGGAGGAGAAGCAGCAGCAGAAGGAGUAGAAGUAGAAGAGAGUAGCAGCAAGCACACACUCUCUUACACACACUCUCUCCACCCCACACACAACAAUGACGAUGGCCGCCUGUUAUGCUAGCUAUGACAUGUCGUCCCUUUCCCACGGCAUGUCCGCUGCCGCCUUGAAUGCCUUGCAACAGCAGCAGCAGCAGCAACAACAGCAGCAGCACAGCCAUUCCCAGCAGCAGCAUCACCAGGCGCAGCAGCAGCAGCAGCAACAGCAACACAUGUACCAUGCCGCCGUGUCAGCACAUCAGCAACAGUUGCUCCAACAGCAGCAGCAGCAACAUCACCGCCAGCAGCAGCAGCAGCAACAUUCACAUCAGCCCGCCUCCAACACCCGCCACAGCCAUGCGGCGGCGGCCCAGACCCAGGUCGCCGCCGUCGCCACCUCACGCCAACAGCAGCAGCAGAGUGUCUCUGCCAGCAGCAGCGCCAAUAGCAGCAGCAAUGCAAACAGCACCGGUGCAGCGGCUGCGGCAGCGUCGCCCCAGAAGGACUACAGCAUUCCACUGCACGUCGACUGCAGCGUCGAGUACGAGCUCCCCAAUCAGCCCAAGCCACCCGCUGGACAGCGCGUGGAGCCUCUGCUGAUGAUCCAUCCCUGCUACUUUCGCAAAAUGGAGUCGCAGCGGCGCAGUCCCUUCGUGAACAACAUGCAGGCAACGGCGCGCACGGCCAACAACAGUGCAGUCAGCAGUGGGGCGGCGCUUGGCGGUGGCGGAGGAGCGGCCGCCGCGGCACCCAGCAGCAGUGCAGCGCGUCGUGGAGCCAGACAGAGUGCGCAACAACAGCAGCAGCAGCAACAACAGCAGCAACAACAGCAACAACAGCAGCAACAACAACAACAGCAGCAACAGCAGCAGCAACAACAACAGCAGCAGCAGCAUCAAGCUCAACAGCAGCAGAGGCAGGUGUACCAGCAGCAGCAGCAGCAGUUGCGUCAGCAGCACCAACAAAUGUCGCAGAUGUCGCAGCAGGCACAUUAUCCCGUGCAACAGCAGCAGCAGCAACAGCAGCAGCAUCAGCAGGAGCAUGUGCGUCGCCAACAGCAGCAACAGCAUCAAGCGCAGCAGCAGCAUCAGGCGCAGCAGCAGCGAAGCAGCAGCAACCAAAGUCGUCAAAGCCAAAGUCAAAGCCACUCCACCUCAACGGCGGCUGCCGCACAGGUGGCCGCAGCAGCAGCAGCAGCCGCCGCAGCCAGCUCCGCGUCAAUAGCCGCCGCAGCGGCGGGGCAGUGGGAUCAGCUGGCAGCGGCGCUGGCCGCACGCACUGCCAUGACGCCGCACCACAUGCUGGCACCCCCGCCCCAUCAGACCCUCUACGCGGCCAAGGGGAGCAACGGCUCUUCGGGAGGAUCGGGCGCCGCCUCUGGGAAGAGGGAUGCCAUGAUUUCCGGCUCGAACUACGGCCAGACGGCGCCCUCGGUCGGUGGCAGCACGAAGCACCAUCAGCAGCAGCAGCAACACUGCCUGCCCCCUCCGCCCUGGGAUGCCACAGCAGUGGGUGGGGCGGCGCCCGCGCAGAGCAUGGCCAUGCUGAUGGACCGCUCGCCGAUGGCCACAGUUCCUAGCAAUUAUCAGGCCGGCCCUGACACCACGCCCAUGCAGCGGCUGUACGGCGCCACCGUGACGCCCACGUCUGCAUCGGGUGCGGGUCCGGGGGCGGGCGCGUGUCCGGGAUCGACUGGAGGCGCCACCUCUGCCACGGAUAAGCUGAGCGGCAAGUACCGGCAGUACCUGCGCUCGCAGCGGAUGCACCCCUAUGCGGCGGCGGCCUCCCUCAACCUGGCCGCAGCCGCCGCGGCCGCCGGAAGCUUGGGGCAGACCUCGUUUGUGCCAUUCGGAGCGGCCGCGGCGGCGACGCCCACAUUCCAGCAUCUGCAGCAGCAGAUAUCCUGCUACAAUGUGUGAUCCCCCUCCCAGGAGCAGCGCGGAGGCAGAAGAAGCAGCAACCAACUGAGACAGGCGCUUACCAAGUAAACGUCGAUGAAAAUAGCCGCCUCAAGGAAUAGCCAAUAGGAAAACCCUCCCCCCAAAACCCCCAUUAUAUAGGCCAUCUCUUCUCUCCCGUAUAAUACAACCCUGUAAACCCGGUCGACUCCCCCCAAAAGCUUUUAGAAUCAAAAAAUAUGAAAAAACAAAAAAAAUUAAAGCUAAAUUCUGUUUAGAGCUGUUCCCAAAA
Molecule: messenger RNA, 3278 nt
Organism: Drosophila subobscura
Lineage: Eukaryota; Metazoa; Arthropoda; Insecta; Diptera; Drosophilidae
Gene: corto
Product: centrosomal and chromosomal factor
Exons: 1
Coding region: 1148-3007 (619 amino acids)
Source: RefSeq, a predicted model, not a curated record